Molecule: messenger RNA, 594 nt
Organism: Homalodisca vitripennis (glassy-winged sharpshooter)
Lineage: Eukaryota; Metazoa; Arthropoda; Insecta; Hemiptera; Cicadellidae
Product: centrosomal protein of 131 kDa-like
Exons: 5
Coding region: 1-594 (197 amino acids)
Biological process (GO): cilium assembly; regulation of centrosome duplication; intraciliary transport involved in cilium assembly
Cellular component (GO): centriolar satellite
Molecular function (GO): nucleic acid binding
Source: RefSeq, a predicted model, not a curated record
AUGAUUGCCAGGACUGAUGAUGCUUCAAGCUGGCGUUUCAGUGGAUGUAUUGAGAUCCAAUUCAGGCUGGAGCAGGAGCUCUGUCAGGUGGAGAAGAGCUACCAGGAGCAGAGACGUCGGUUGUUGGAAGAGGUCAGACAGGAGAAAGAGCUGUUGCAGCGUCAGAAUGAACGGAUCCUGGCAGAAAAACAAACCGAGUUGGCCAAACAGGUGGAUGAAGCCAAACAGAAACUGCAACUUAAGUUGGCAGACUACGAGAAGAAACAUCAGGAGGAAUUGGCAAAGAUGAAGGAGUGUCUCGAGACAGAGAAACAGGCCUGGAUCACUCGACAGAAGGGAGGGCUGGAAGAGAGGGAGGCAGCUCUGAGGGAGGAGCUGAAGAGAGAGCGGGACAGACAUACCGAGCUUGUCAUUCGCCGUCUCGAGAGCGAGGCGGCCACCAAGGAGCAAGCUAUCGAGAAUAAGAUCAAAAUCGACAAUGUGAUUGUUUGUUGGGUUCCUGGUCAUGAGGGAGUCUGUAGGAACGAAAGAGUUGAUGCUCUGGCCAACUUGGGCUCAGUGUCCAACAUGAUGGCCCCCAAUCAUUCUGGAUGA